Messenger RNA from Zymoseptoria tritici IPO323, 1188 nucleotides. RefSeq lists its product as uncharacterized. The transcript has a single exon. Gene Ontology annotation, biological process: branched-chain amino acid catabolic process; response to nutrient. The record is from RefSeq and is a predicted model, not a curated record. NCBI's taxonomy places the organism in Eukaryota, Fungi, Ascomycota, Dothideomycetes, Mycosphaerellales, Mycosphaerellaceae. Bases 1 to 1188 code for a protein of 395 amino acids. Gene Ontology annotation, molecular function: catalytic activity.
AUGAUAAGGCCUCUAUGCAGCAAUGCGUCUCGUAUUGCUCGUACGACUUCAACAUCAAUAACCAAACGCACGUACGCCUCACAUCCCCCCAAUGCCCGACUAAACAUACCCACGAACUACGCCACAACUCCUCUCCUCCACCACACCUCCAAGUCCGCCCUCGUCAACCAAGAGCUCCCUCAAUCCGCCCGUGACGGAACCACAUGUCGUCAAAACCUCUUCCAAGCCGUCAACUCUGCUCUCGCUCACGCUCUCCGCUCCGAUCCCCGCGUCCUGCUCUUCGGCGAGGAUGUUGCUUUCGGCGGCGUAUUUCGCUGUUCGAUGAACCUUGCAUCAGAAUUUGGAGAUGCCCGCGUCUUCAACACUCCGUUGAGUGAGCAGGGACUCGUUGGAUUCGCGAUCGGAGCGGCAGCGGAGGGCAUGAGACCGAUUGCUGAAGUCCAGUUCGCGGACUAUGUCUACCCGGCUUUCGAUCAGAUCGUCAACGAAGCGGCGAAGAUGCGGUAUCGAGCUGGUGUCCAUGCUGGGACGCAGAACUGCGGAGGUUUGGUUAUUCGAAUGCCCGCGGGAGGGGUGGGGCAUGGAGCGCUGUAUCAUACUCAGUCGCCCGAGUCGUUGUUCACGCACAUUCCUGGUUUGAGAGUCGUCGUUCCGAGGUCACCAACUCAGGCGAAGGGACUUUUACUGGCGGCGGUGGCGUGUCCGGAUCCGGUCAUCUUCAUGGAGCCCAAGAUUUUGUAUCGUGCUGCGGUCGAGCAUGUCCCCGCGGAACCGUACGAGCUUCCUCUUAGCAAGGCUGAGAUCUUGAAAAAGGGUUCUGAUGUAACGAUCAUCUCCUACGGGACGCCACUUUAUACAUGUCAAAACGCCAUCACAGCCGCGGAGAAGGACUUGAAAUGCUCAGUAGAGUUCAUCGAUUUACGGACGAUCUAUCCCUGGGAUCGACAGACAGUCAUGGAAUCUGUCAACAAGACCGGACGGUGUCUCGUGGUACACGAGAGCAUGGUCAACGCGGGCGUUGGCGCUGAAGUCGCGGCUACGAUUCAGGAGGGCUGCUUCCUGAGGUUGGAGGCUCCGGUGCAGAGGGUGGCGGGCUGGUCAACGCAUUCUGGUCUGGCGUACGAAAAGUUCAAUAUCCCAGACGUCGCGAGGGUUUACGAUGCCAUCAAGAAUGUGCUGGAUUACUGA